This is a messenger RNA of Owenia fusiformis, 1319 nucleotides long. The record is from the annotation of a GenBank genome assembly. Lineage: Eukaryota; Metazoa; Annelida; Polychaeta; Sabellida; Oweniidae.
AGGUCAAGGUCAAGUAAUACUUCAGAAUGAAGUGUGCAUUUAUAGUAUUACUUUGCAUAGUAUUUGGUACUGCCAUGGCUGUUGAUGACAAGUGUGAUUGCCAAAGAGGGAAAAGGGGAAAACCUGGUAGGAAUGGACAAGAUGGUACCCCAGGUCAAAAUGGUGCUCCUGGACAAAAGGGUGAACCAGGACAAAAAGGUGACCCGGGUCGAAAUGGUGCUCCUGGACAAAGUGGUCCCCAGGGACAAGAGGGUGAGCCUGGACCACAUUGCGUUAAACCAAGUUCAUGUCCAAUUGGAUUUGUUUUCAACUCAACGCUCAAAUCCUGCUAUUACUUUAUGUACAAUGCCGAUGGUUCAUGGUUUGAAGGGGAUUGGUUUUGUGCACGACAGAACUCGCAUCUUGUUUCCAUAGAAUCUGAAGAAGAGCAGCUGUAUCUGUAUAUGAGACUAACACUAGAUAGCCAACAGAGAAAGAGGUUUUGGACAAGUGGCAAUAAAUUCAAUGGACAGUGGAGAUGGGAUUCUGGUUCUUGUUCUCAAAGCAAUCUAUUCAGUUAUACCAACUGGUAUCCAGGCGAUCCAGGAGAACCUGUAAGAAAAAGCAGGCCUGAAGAAAUCUGUAUGGCAGUCGCAUUAUAUAAAGGAUUGGAUUGGCAUCGUGUUCCCUGCCAUGAAAGAAGAAACUUUAUCUGUGAAUUAAACUUGCAAGCCUUAUAAAAAUUUCAUUCAAUGGAUUUGAUUUAACUUGUUACAUAAGGUCAUCGUAAAAUUAGUAAUUAUGACCUAUGAAAUAUAUAAAAUAUUCAAGUCAUCAUUUAUAUAAAUUAGCUACAGUAUAAGAGCAUGUAACAUUGUAACACUCAUUUUAGUCUGUCAGAAUGUUAAGAGCUCUUGAAGUAUACCUUUUUGAAAUUGUAUAUAAAUCAACUACAUUAAUAUAUUGUAAACUAUUGAUAUACCGAACACCUUACCCCAUGUGUUCCUCUGACAAGCAGGACUCUUUUAUCAUUUGUGACCCAUGUAAAGCCAAUAGGAAAAUAUAAAAUUGUGCCUGCGUAUAAAAUCAGCAAAACCAACUGUACAAGAUUGAAGCCUAAGAAGUUACCACAUUGCCAGCCAUAUCCAGAGUCAUGCCAAAUAUGUACAGCUAAGGCAAAGAAAAGAUAAUUGGCUUGAUUGCCUUGAAUUCACCUGGCUAUUGAACUGUACAAUAAAAUUGACUGGCUUGCUUCCAAAGCAUUUAAAGGCUAAUGUUUUUAAACCAUUAAAGGGUCAUGUUAUUAAAACAUGGGUUACAGUUACAUAAGUAAAUAUAAU